AUGUUUUCACGUAUUAUUCAUUCAUUAGAUAAAACAAUAAAAUGUUUUCGUUAUGUUUCUCAAACAUUACCAAAUCCAAUUCAGUCUCGUUUAUCAUCUGUAGCACGUCCAAUAAAAUGUUCUCCUAAAGAACCAAUAUUAUUAGCAGGUGAUGUAACAUCAUCUAUGAAAUUAUCUGUAUUAAAACGUGUACCAAGAAAAAAACCUAAAUGGAAAGCAACAAAUAUUUUAAAUCAACGUGAAGAACAAUAUUUUAAUGUAUGUGCAUUAGCUACUGCAGAUUGGUAUGAUUUGGAUCGAUUAAAACAACGUUUAAUUACAUUAUCAAAUUCAUUUCAAUUAAUUCCUAUAUCUGAUACAAUCAAUGAUGUUUUAUGUCUUCAAAUACGAACUGAAUCGACAACCAAAAGUGAAGCAUUUAUAUUUGAUGAUGGUGCAGUUGUGUUUUGGAAUGUUCAACAAGAUUAUAAAAAAAUAAUUUUAGAUCAAGUAAAUUUAUAA
Molecule: messenger RNA, 501 nt
Organism: Adineta steineri
Lineage: Eukaryota; Metazoa; Rotifera; Eurotatoria; Adinetida; Adinetidae
Source: the annotation of a GenBank genome assembly